Messenger RNA from Stomoxys calcitrans (stable fly), 8319 nucleotides. RefSeq lists its product as uncharacterized. The record is from RefSeq and is a predicted model, not a curated record. NCBI's taxonomy places the organism in Eukaryota, Metazoa, Arthropoda, Insecta, Diptera, Muscidae. The transcript has 11 exons. Bases 27 to 7718 code for a protein of 2563 amino acids. Gene Ontology annotation, cellular component: endoplasmic reticulum exit site; ER to Golgi transport vesicle membrane. Gene Ontology annotation, biological process: autophagy; COPII vesicle coat assembly; Golgi organization.
GCACUUUGAUUUUGAAUAAGGCCAACAUGUCUUGGGUACAUCAUCACAAACCAUCUACAUCAUCAACAAACAACACAUCAUCACUUUUAACAUCAUCAUCAUCAUUAUCCUCUUUAGCGAAAACUGCAAAUCCUUGUUCAACAGCUCAGCAAAAUUUCAAUAUUAAUGCCUCAACCAUGCCUACUUCUCCCAUGGCUGCUGCAAAUGUAGCCCAGAAACAGGUGUUGCCGCCACCAACGCGUCCACCUUUUUCCUCGUCGUCAUCUGCAUCAUCAUUAACAGCAACAUCUGUACUGAGGUCUCAGGCUACUUCGAAUAAUUCUUCUCUCUUGAUGACGUCACAACAAUAUCCAAAUAAAACGAAUUUACAUACGACCACAAAUAGCACCAUGCCGUCAAUGCGUUUAAGUAAUACUUCAAAUGCUCCUUAUACGCUGGCACAACAACCGCAACAGCAGCAGCGUCAACAGUAUAUACCACCCACUGCUACACCACAAUAUGGUACUCCCAAUAACAAUACCAGCACAACCAACAAUCAUCUGGUACAAGGGCCAUUUAAUAAUAAUCAACAGAAUUCGUGGCAAACACAUUCUGUAACUUCACAAAAUUAUUUGCCAACAUCAAAAAUGAUGCCACAAAUGCAACCUCCAUUGCCAACAGUGGGAGCAACAAAUGCUGGGGCAAAUAACAAUUGGCAAAGUGGACAGCAAAAUUAUCAGAGCAGUAAUAUGAUGUAUCAACAGCAUGCAGGUGGUGUAGCGCCACAACAACACCAGCAACAUCAACAGCAACAAUGGCCGCAGCAAAAUUCGGCUGUCAAUCAGCAGAUGUAUGAUAAUUCAUUCAAUCAUCAGCAGCAACAGGUCAGCAAUAAUGCGUAUCAACAACAACAACAGCAACAAGCAGCUGCAGCCUCAUAUUUUCAACAAGCUGCAGCACCACAACCCCAACAACAGCAACAACCACUACAAACAUCAUUAACCAACAUGUCACAAACAACAACAACAAAUGCAGUCAAUUUCUUUGACAAUGCCAAUAAUAACAACAACAACAACCAAUCUACCGGUGAUGGUUGGGGUGAUUGGGAUUGGAAUGAUAACUCUACUAUAGAAGCCAAUGAGAGCGCUAUUCAACAUCAGCAGCAGCAGCAGCAGCAGCAAAUCUCUACUCAAAUGCAUCAUCCACCACAAUCACAGCAACAAACUCAACCACCACCCCCAACAGCAGUAGCCGCACCACCACCACUACCUGCUGUUGCUAACGACCACAAUCAGGCAUUUAAUUCUUCUAACAUUAUUGCUGAUAGUUUUAAUCAGCAAUCAAAUGAUACUUGGAAUUGGAAUGCUACCAAUGCUGCAGUUGAGAAUGUGCCAGCUCAUGUUGAGAAUAAAACGGCACUGGCAAAGGUAGAGCAGCAGCAUAAUGACAAUUGGAAUUGGACAACCACGAACGAGGAGGACACUCAGCCUCAGCAGCAACAACAACAACAACAAACAGUUGUUACGAACGAUCACGCCAGCAACGAUAAUUGGAAUUGGUCAUCGAACGAAACGAAUCAGCAACAAAUUGCACAAACAACAUCUACGGUGCAGGAUAUCAAGCAAGCUGUUCAGCCAGCUUCAAAAUCUGUAGAAGCCGCCGCCAUCAUGCCCUUAGCACCACCUCCAACGGAAUUUUCUUCGAGUGCUGUAUCGGAAAAUCACAACUAUAACACAAAUGCAGCACCUCAAACAUCGACAUCAACUAACAUUCCAAACACAGUAUUUGUGUCGCAAGCCAAACCGGUGACCUUGCCCUCUCGGCAAUAUGCCUCGCCUCCCAUGGGCAAUACUCCGGUCAGUGAAAACCCUCCCACAGAGGGUACUGCAUUAAUGCCUCCCCAGGCCUUCCAAAAUGCCGAGGAGGCAGCUGUUAGCAGACCAACUAAUUUGCAAUCACCUGCUUUGCCGCCACCAACAACCACUGUUCCUCCACCCGCCGGUUUGCCUCCUGCAGCAACAGCGGCUGCAGCUGGAAAUCCAUUUAAACGUUCGGGUUUGGCUCAACAUCAUCGUGCUACUGCUUUAAUGCCCACUAUGCCACAAGCUAGUCCUGCUGUUUUUAAUAUGCCGCCGCCACCGCCAGCAGAUUUUGCGAAUCCCUCAUCAUCGUCCAAUGUAACACUGAUGGAGCCCGAAAACAAUGAAAUUCCCUCACAAGAAAAUCAAGAAAUUUUGGCUCCCCCUGCAGCCAUAAUGCAACCGUCAUUGCAACCACCAACCUCCACCAUUAGUUUGCCAAAUGCUGCUACAGUGGCACAGCCUCCUAAUGAUGAACGCAAUCAAUAUCUGCAGACCAGUCAUCUAUCGGAAAAUUCCGAAGAUCAACAGCCUGAAGCGGAUGGCCUUUUACCACCUCCAGGUUUAUCGCGUUUGGUUUUGGGCGAACCAGAAUUGGAGGCCUCACAAAGGAUGGUUAUGGGUACUGAUGCGCCUGUGCUGGGUAGUAAUGCCACCGUGGCAGAUGUUAUGCAUUUGGAAGAGCGUCAUGCAGAUGGCGAGGAUACAGCUUCAGAAAAUGCAGUGCCUGUUAUAAGUGGUGCGAUGGGUGGUGUUGGCGGACAAGGUUCUCCCCCCUCCACAUCCGAUCGUAAUCUGUAUUUGGUCCCUGGCGAAAGCAAUGUCAAUAACCAACAACGAGUUGUCACUGGAGUGGAGUUGCAAGAGCAAAGAGAAAUCGAAAUGGAUGGUGAAAAUCUUGAAGAUCAGCAACAACAACAACAACAACAGCAGCAGCAAAACCAUCAUCAUCAGCAGCCGCAACAACAGCAGCAUCAUAACCAUCAUCAGCCAUCUCCCCAAACUCAUCAAACUCUAUCGCCUGAAGCUCGCAAUGAACCUCCUGUUGAGGGAGCCGCUGACAUUAUUGAGCCUUCUGUGCCUGCACCUAGCGUAAGUCAACCUUUGGAGCAAGCCUCCGAUGCACAUCAUCAUCCCCAUCAGCCCUCAAAAACCAAGGAAUCGCAUAAUAAUAUUUCUUCGCCCAAUGAUGACGAUGACAGCGAUGAGCGCCUUCUCAAUGAACGAGCCAUGGACCAUAGCACUGCCGGUUCUUCAAAGUCUCGCACGAAAUAUGACAAUGAACGCUACGGGGGUCGCGUUAGACGUUCCUUGAAUCGUUAUGCAGCUUAUGCAUCUGACGAAUAUGUGAAUAGCGAUGGUGAUGGUGACUAUUCCAGUGACCGCGAAGAACGUGAACGUAGGGAAAGAAAUGAUCGUCGUCGUAAUUAUCGUGAGGGUAGUGUACGCAGUGAUCGCGGCGGAGACGAAGACGAGAGCAAACGUAAUCGCCGUCAGCAACGUGAUAAACGUGACAAAUACUAUUACGAAGGCGAGGAACGCCCAAGGGCAGGCGAACGUUCCAAGACCGACUCCAGACGUUCCCAACGGCAGCGGGGCUAUGAGAAUGAUUCACGCUAUGAAACCGAAGAGUCUACACGUUUUGAUGCGCGCAAAGAAUCAUCUCGCCGCAGCAUGCGUCAUUCGGAGGCCGCGGAGCGUAAUCGUCGUGGUGAUCGCAGUGAUCAAGGUGGCGAAUAUGAGGAUUAUCCUCGCAAAGGACAAGGCUAUCGUUCUUCUAAGCGUUCUGGCGAAAACUAUGAAUCUGAUCGUAGGGACAGAAGACGCGGCGGCGAUGACUAUGACAAUACAAUCGAAAGACGGCGUCGCAGCGAUAAACAUCGUGACCGUGAUCCCCGUUACAAUGAUCCUCGCUAUGAUCCACGCGAAUAUGAAGAAUAUCGCAAACAUAGUUCGCGUAAUGCUCGUGACAGUGAUUUGGAGAAAGAAGGUGGCGGCGGUGGAGGACCACCACGUUCUGGCAGAAUGCAUCAUGAUGGCCGUCAUGCUGCUGCCAUGUAUGGUGGUUACCCUGGCGGAGGAUACUAUGAUCCAUAUACCGCCUACUACUAUCAACAAAUGGCACGCAACAAUCCCCAAGCCUAUGCCGAAUGGUAUAAGAAAUACUAUGGCCAACAUGCUGCUGCCGUGACAGCUGGUUCUACGCAGGCAAUGCCAGCCAGCGCAGACACCUCAUUGACCGCUGCAGCCAAUGAUGGACGUGAAUCGGUGCACUCUGGACGCAGUUCAGCUCAUAAUGAUUUAAAAGAUAGGUAUACCCAUGCCUACAUAACACAAGCCAAUGAAUAUCAUCGCCAUUACCACCAUCACCAACAACAACAACAGCAUCAUCAUCAACAAUUGCAACAACAUCAUCACCACCAACACCAUCUCCAACAAAUGGCAUUCAAUCAGACACACAAUUCGACCAUGUUGGUGGAUGAGGACUCAUUGAAUCAAAGCACUAGUUUAUAUAGUGGCAUUGGCGGCGGUGGUGGCCUUUCACAGGCCCAUUCCCAAACGAAUCUUUCGCAAAUUCAUGGCGGUUACUAUGUAACGCCCUCGGUCCUACAAACAGCAGCAGCAGCAGGAGCUCAUGCAACGCCAUCUCUCUAUUAUGCACGUUCUGAUUAUGCGGAAUCAAGAUCUGGUGCUAUAUCCGUGCGCGAUCCAGAUCCCAUAGCAUCGGAGCCACAACGUUUAACACCUUGCAAAUUUAUCAAUGAGCAUGCAGUGGUGAGUUUUGGCUCAGGCAUUUUGGUAACGGUCAAACCAAAAUACACACCACAUGGUCAGAUCAGUAACAUAGUGAAGCUGUUGAAGUUUAAGCCCAAUGAUGAGACCAGAAAAUUAUUCAAAGUCUUCCCAGGACCUUUGGUCAGAGGUUUAACACACAAGAAAACGGUUAUAGAAUUUUGCCAGGAGCAAAUACGUUUGGGACCCAUGGAGACAACCAUAUAUGCCAAACAAUUGAUUAGCAAUAAUGCAGAGAAAUAUAGGGCCUCCUAUACCUUAAUGUGGAAUCUAUUGAUAUUGCUGUUGAAACAGAAUGGGAUGGUUGUGGGCACUGACAUUGCUGAAUUGCUAUUGAAAAAUCAACAACAAUUUGCCUAUCAAACACCCAACAAUUCUAUGAACAAUUCUCUAAAAUCUAAAUCGGGUAGCACUUCCCCUGUGGCGGAGGACAAUGAGGCAAUCAAAGAUGAUGCUGAUAUUGCAAAUAAUGAAGAGUCUAAAGAAGAUAAAGACCAAGAGUUACGAGAAUCCUCGGAAGAAAAAAUGCCCUCCUCCAGCUCAAACGCUUUGAGUGAAACAGAAAUUACCGAGAAAUUUAGAAACUAUUUGUUGUAUGGCAAUGUCAAUGAGGCCUUGGAAUGGGCCACCGAUAAUAAUUUGUGGGGUCAUGCAUUAUUCUUGGCCUCUAAAUUGGAUCGUCGUUCGCAUGCCAAUGUUAUGAUGAAGUUUGCCAAUAAAUUGGCUUUAAAUGACCCUCUGCAGACGCUCUAUCAAUUGAUGAGUGGUCGUUCACCUUCAAGUGUGACCUGUGUACAGGAUGAAAAAUGGGGUGAUUGGCGUCCUCAUCUAUCCAUGAUUUUAUCGAAUACUUCACAAAAACCAGAAUUGGAUCGUAAGGCCAUUACGACUUUGGGUGAUUCCCUAUUCAAUCGUGGCGAUUUGUAUGCAGCCCAUUUUUGUUAUCUAAUGGCGCAAGUUGGUUUUGGACGCUAUCAGGAGUCGGCAACACAGGAGAAUACAUUGCAACAGCAUUUGCCAAAAUUGGUUUUGUUGGGCUCCUCUCACUACAAACAAUUCCAAGAGUUUGCUCACAACGAAGCGAUUGUCAUGACUGAAAUCUAUGAAUAUGCCUGUUCCUUGAAUGAUGAUAAAUUUUCAAUUGUAGAGUUUCAGCCUUAUAAAUUCAUUUUGGCCACACGUUUAUUGGACUAUGGUUUCCAUUUGAAGAGUUUAAUGUAUUUGGAACAAAUUUCUGUACACAUUGCACGGGAUCCAACGAAAUAUGAGAGUAGUUUCAUCAACAAGGUCUAUGAAAUGGCAGAUCGUUUGAAGUACUACGAUCCAGUCUUAGAAAAAACCAUAGAUGAUCAGCAACAACUAGGCAACGAGGAAGGAGAUAAUGCCCUAAACACCUCACAACAACAAUUGGAGGAACAAAAAUGGUUGCAAAGUCUAAGGCAAAUGGCUCAACAAUAUAAAAUUGAUUAUGCUGUGCCAGCGAACUCGGCUGUGGACAGUCAGCAGCAACAAGUGAUGGAUCCCAGUUUUGGUUAUCAACAACAACAUAUAGAUCAACAAUUUAUGGAAAUCAAUAAACAAUUCAGUGAAUUGAAUCUGCAAUAUCAAGAUCAGCAGCAGCAACAACCACAACCACAACAACAGCCAACAUUUUACAAUCCAGACUUAAUGCAACAACAACCGCAGCAAACCCAAAAUAGCAUGUUGGCCACGGAUGCCCAACAACAACCAUUAUCUUUGGAUCCCUAUCAGACACAAAACGAAAUGCCUGCCAUGCAGGCCAAUGAACAGCAACAGACAUUAGAUGCCAACCAAUCAUCAACAACGGCUCAAACUGAUGUUUAUCAUCAGCAGACGGCCGCCUAUAUGCAGCCCGAUAUGACAAGCUAUGGUCAAAAUUAUUAUGAUCCCACUCAGCAGCAGCAAGGACUACAAAACUACAAUAAUGAAGGCGGCCAUAUGGAUGCAACACAAACGACUGAUAGUGGCUCUUAUGAUUAUUGGGCUCAACAGCAACAACAAGUUACUACAGCACAGCCUUACGGCUUGGAUGAGCAGCAUGAAUCACCUCCUCAUGCACAAACCCAAGCUUUGGAAGGCCAAAAGUCAGCUGCCACCCCCAAAAACAGCACCAACAACAGCCAAGGGGAGGCGGUAAGGGCAGCAGCUGCAACACCUAAAGCCACUUUACUUUUGAAUAAUAAAAAAUCCCAAUUGAAAAUGAAAACUAACCAUAAUAUGAUGAUGCAUGCCUCACCCGGUCAUUUGAGUUCCCAAUAUAAUAAGGCCAAAUUGGAAAAGGUCUCGAAAUUAACAACGACGAUAUUGGCCAACACCAACAGCUCUAAAACUAAUUUCCCUGUUAAGAAAUCCCCAGAGGUGUCAACCAAACAAGCAUUUAAUAAAUUAUUAGAAUAUGAAACCUCCUCAACCCCCUCCAACACACAGACCACCUUGGCAGCAACAGCAACGACUACAACUCCUUUUUCCAUAAACAAUACCAGAUUUAACAAUUAUGAUCCUGAAGCCAAUUGUGGUGGCCUUGAUGAGUUGUUAUAUGAGGCUUAUAUAUCCUCCAAUGAAGAUUAUGAUGAUGAAGAGGACGAUGAUGAUGAGGAUGACGAUGAUGUUGAUAAUGAUGAGCAGGUUAAUUUUCUUAUGUAUGAACCCAACAGUCAAGAUUUAGAGUCGGAAAAUUUGCCUUUUCUUCAUCAUCGGCAACAGCGGCGUCAUAAAGCUUUGUCAUCCUAUGGUAUUAUAAGAGCACAAACCAACUCCAACCUCAACCCCUCAGCCUCAGCCUCAAACUCCCACCCCCAGCACAAUCAAGUCCUGGCACAAAAAGCCCCCCAGGUAUGGUCUAUGCAAGAAUUAAUACAUGAUCGUUCCAUACCUUUGAACUAUAAGAAAAUGUGUCAUGAGGUUGAACAUUCUUUGCAACAAUUUGAAAAGUAUAUCGACUCAAAAAGUGGCUCAUCGUAUGACUCACACCAAAAGCAGCAAAAUGUGGAACAACAAAAAUCUCUAGCGCCUGAGGUCAAAACUUUCAAUAUAGAUGAUCCCAUAGAUUUUAAAAAGAACAAAUAAAAAUUAUAUAUAAACAUUUUAAGUAGUCAUUAAGUGGUGUAUUUACGAAGUAUUUAUAUAAAGUGAUGAUGUUUACAAAAAAAAGAUUUUUUGUCUAAAUUAAGUCAACAACAAAAAAAAACCAACCGCACUUGGUUUAUGUUUUUCUUUUGUUUUAAAGGUUUUUGUUUUGUUAUUAUUUUCUAUUUGUUUAUAAUGUCAUAUACACAUAUUUUUUGUUAAUUAAAAAGCAUUUCUUAUAUCCUAUGUGUUGUAAUUGUUUCUGUGUGUGUGUCCCACUCACUUUUUGGGUAGAAUUAUUAGCUUUCAACAAAAAUGAACUAAUUAGUUGUGAAUUUUAAAACACAGCUGGUAAGUUUUGGUUAAUUAGAAGCUUUUAAACGAUACAAAGCUAAGAGUAUACUAAUGAUUUGCUUAUUAAUCUAUAAGUUCAUGAAAUAGGAACAGUAUAGCAAAAAAUAGAAAAGAAAAUCAUUUUCCCCUAGGCGUUCCCAUAUCGUCGUUUGGGCUUCAUAAACAUUAAAUUACCCACAAAUAUAUGGAACAGUGUACAGUUUUUUUCAAUUAACUAUUGCCUAAAAAAAACGCAUCUCAAUCAGUC